AUGAGUUCUUGCGAUUCUGGCGCCUCUUCCAGAAACCUUUCGUUUGAUGUAGAUGAUUCUGAACUGGAAUCUUUUUUUACGAAUUUUGGCGAAAUAUUAUUUGCUAGAGUUGUUAAAGAUCAUGGUACGCAGCAUUCAAAGGGUUCCGGAUUUGUCAAAUUUGUUAAAAAGGAAGACUGUGCCAAUGUUCUUCUUGAUAGUGCUAAGGGCGAGAACUUCCAAAAGUUUACACUCCGUGGCAGAACACUUGAUCUGAGGUUAGCAAUAAGUCGAGAGGCUGCUCGCCAAACAUCUUCAUCUAAAGAAGUUACAUCAGAGCAAAUUUUUGAAUCGGAAGCCCCAUGUGUUCCUGGUGCCCCAUUGGAAGAUAUUAACUUAUCUGGUCGCAAUCUUCAUCUGGCUUCCUUAGGAAUGAUUCGGCCUGGUUCAAAGGCGGCUGAAGGUCUUUCAGGGCAUGACUUGGCGAAAAGAGAUGCUCUUCUCCGUUCUAAAAAGUGUCCUGGUGGCGUACCCUGCGAUAAAUACAGUCAAUCUUUAUAA
This is a messenger RNA of Protopolystoma xenopodis, 540 nucleotides long. The record is from the annotation of a GenBank genome assembly. NCBI's taxonomy places the organism in Eukaryota, Metazoa, Platyhelminthes, Monogenea, Polystomatidea, Polystomatidae.